Molecule: messenger RNA, 5768 nt
Organism: Frieseomelitta varia
Lineage: Eukaryota; Metazoa; Arthropoda; Insecta; Hymenoptera; Apidae
Gene: Syt4
Product: synaptotagmin-4
Exons: 6
Coding region: 475-1800 (441 amino acids)
Biological process (GO): cellular response to calcium ion; vesicle fusion; regulation of dopamine secretion
Cellular component (GO): axon; synapse; membrane
Molecular function (GO): SNARE binding; clathrin binding; calcium-dependent phospholipid binding
Source: RefSeq, a predicted model, not a curated record
ACUAUCAAUCUCUUUCUCUAUGACUCAUUCUUCGCGAAUAAUGAGAAUUAACCAUCUUGCAGUUUUUUUUCUCUGAAAUUUCUAGCUCUGAAACAAAUCUAUUUCAACGAUCGAUAACCAAUCGAUUCAACCGCUAGUAACACAUCUUUCCUUGAAGCGCAUCAUUUCCUAAAAACUGUGGUUACCAACAAGAACAGCCCUUCCUUGGUCUAUCAAUCACCAAAACGUCUGGCGUCGUGAUCGCCGUCACCGUCUUGAUCGUCGGUGUCGUGGUUGUCGUUGAUUCCUUUUCCAGGAAACGUGUGUAUUCCGCGCAAGCUCCGGCCGUUACUAUUGAUCGAAGCAUUUCGUCUGAUGGUUGCCUCAGAGUACCACAAACGGUCCGCACGCCGUAAAUAUUCGUCCAGUGCGUCGUGGUUGAGUAACUUACACGGAUAAAAGCGUCCAAAUUGAAAGAGGAAAACGUGGCCAAACAUGGUCGGAGGAGUGACAGAAGACGGACCUGUGAUUCGACCCGUCGAUUUUGUGUCGACGACAACGGUAGUCGCACUAUGUAUAGGCGCCGUUUUCCUACUUUGCGCCGUCGCGAUGACCUGGUGGCUCUGCCGACGACGCCGUGAACACACCAAGCUGAAUUCCGACAAGUCCCUGGCGUUCAGGCCGCCUCACAGAAAACCAACAGCAGUUAAAAGUCCCGGCAGUACGAGCCACUACCUGAAGAAGAGCCCGAGCCCAACGGGACUAGCCAAGAGCCCUCCUGGUUCUGGUGGACAGACGCCUAGUCCGACUGGAUCUCAAUCGUCGAAUCCUGGCUCACAGCCCAGAACACCUCAGGGUACAGGCACCCCUGCUCAGACACCUUCUAGUGAAGUUACUCUAAGCAUUGAAAAUGAACGAGACAAGGCGGAAAUUGAGAACAAUGAGAAAAUGGAACGUGAAAAGAACCACACAACAGAAAAUAACAAAAGCGAUAUGGGUCAAUUGGUAUUUAAAUUGCGGUACGUAAGCGAACAAAAUGCGCUCGGAGUGACAGUAGUGAAUUGCAAGGGUCUACCUGCGAGGGCUACCAGUGACCCUUACGUGAAAUUAAAAUUGUUGCCCGAUAAACAGCAUCAAGCGAAAACGAGGGUACUCAGAAAUACCAGAGAUCCUGUCUAUGACGAGGAUUUCACUUUCUUUGGAAUAUCCAAGGACCAGCUUCAGAAAAUCAGCCUGCACUUUAUAGUACUCAGCUUCGAUAGAUAUUCUCGUGACGACAUUAUCGGUGAAUUGACAUGUGCGCUUUCAUCGAUACCUGAUUUGGAGAAUUCUGAUAACCAAGAGAUAUCGUUAUGUCGAAAAAUAUGUCCCAGAAGUCUCAAGAUCCAAUCGCAAGGCAGGGGUGAGCUGUUAGUCUCCCUUUGUUGGCAACCAAUGAAUAGCCGAUUGACAGUGGUUGUGCUGAAAGCGCAGAAUCUACCGAAAAUGGACGUGACUGGACUUGCAGAUCCAUACGUCAAGAUCUAUCUUCUGUACAAUUCUCAGCGUAUAGCAAAGAGGAAGACGCGCGUAAAGAAACGCACCCUUAGCCCAGUCUUUAACGAAUCUUUUGGUUUUGACAUACCAAAUGGUGCUGACGGUCUUAAUAACGUCAGCCUCGAGUUUAUGCUAAUCGAUUGGGAUCGCGUUACAAGAAACGAGGUGAUUGGACGACUGGAAUUCGGUGGACCGGAUUGUCAAGGAUCUGCUUUAAAUCAUUGGAGGGAAGUUUGUAGCUCACCGCAGAGACAGAUCGCCGACUGGCACAAAUUAAGGGAGUAACUAGCCCCUUCCAAUCCUGUCAACUUUCCUGGAAUCCCGUCUCCAACUAUCCAAAAAACCCCACAUCCUACUCCAUUGCAAAAUCACUGAUUCACCCUUUGAAGCCCUACGAUGAAGUAGGGUAUCUGUUUUAUAAACCUAAUACUCGAUGUAUAUUAGACUUGAAACGAAUGGCAGCACGUCCACCCGCGAUCGAUGCAACUGCAAAUACACUGUGUGAUUUCAAUCUAGCAAUUUAGACAUGCUAAUAUGUGAAGAGCGUACUAUUAGAGUGAUCUUUGAUCAUCCGAAAUUAUUGGCUCCCUUUGUUUUCGUAUCUCUUCAAUUUUGUCAGUCUGAGUUCAUUUUAUAAGCUUUCAGCUUUUGUUGCUUUACACGCAAUAAAAAUGCAUAAAAUGAAACAUGUAAGGAGAAAGCAAAGAUCUUUCAGAAUUUUGUCUUGUAAAGUGAAUUUGAAAGUCGAGAUUAUUAUUAACGAUGACGUUAAUAAAACUGAGAUGAAUUUAAUAUAAUGGGACAUUGUACAACUCUAAUUAAUUGUAAGUAAAACUGCUCGUUUGCAAAUUCAGAUAAUUGAUUUCGUUCUUGUAAAUCGAACGAAAUUGGAUCGUCAAUCACGUUUUCAAUAAAAGGAGUAGUGAACGAUCGCGGGAGAAACGCAUACCAAAUGCUUUACAAUAUAAAUAUAGUUGUUAAGAUUUCCAAUCAGAUAGCAAAAAGAGGAGGGAAAUGAAACAGUUGAAUACAAAACAAUCGAAUAUUUACCGAUUGUUGAACACCGCUACCCCAGGGUCGUGCUAUCAGAAUCAGUGCUCUUAAUCAAAAAUUUAAAAUAAGAGUUCUUGAUACUCAACUCUUACAAAUACUUAUGUUAUAGCUUGAAUUUAAUAUCAAAUUAUACAAGUAUAUUACAAUGCAAGCCAUUUAAUUUUAAAAACUUACCAAAAUGAAAUAAAUAAAUUUUAAUAUUUUAUCUUGGAAAAUAAAGGUGAUAAAAUUCAUGAAAUAUGAAAUUUUAACAAUGAUACGAACAAUAAUAUAAAAAUUUAUCUUAAUCUUUAAUUUGUGCUUACUGUUUAAUUUCGGUCAAAUAUAAUAAAAUCUGAAAGUCGAUCAACAGAGAACUUUAUUUCGAAUUAUAAAUUUUGAAGUAGCAGCAGAUUUUGUACUUACUACUAGUUACUAAAGUACGUACGUAAAUGGAAAUAAUUAAAAUAUCGUUAAAACGAUAAUUAUUUUAAAUAUAAGAAUAAGUAUUUGAGAUUUGUAUUUUGUAUAAUUUGGUUGAUUGUCUUUUAAUUCGAAGGAAUAUAUUGCAACAGAUUUGGCACGACCCUGUCAGAUCAUAAAGACCAUUUUUUUCGGCAAGGUUAAUGUGAAUUAAUCAUAAAAAGUUAUAUUGAAAAUCAUACAACAUAUUCGCAGCAGUAUUUAUUUUGUUCGUCGUGCAAAUACAAGAAUCUCUUCAAAACUUUUGUCGCAUAAACUGAUUUUUUCAUAUAAUUUUUAAUUAAAUUCUGCUAAUAAGAGAGAGAGAGAGAAAUAUAAUGGAGAAAAAAAAUAAAAUAUUUAACUUUUAUCCCAACUUGCUUUUUAAUACACAAAAUUCAAAAUGUACAACUUUGCCAAUACGUAACUUAACAGAUUAUUAAUAGACGAAUGAAUAUCAAAAUUUUUUGGAGUGAUUCUUGUAGAAAACGCACGAAAAUAUCACGAAACGUAUAGAUGAUACUGCAGUAUCAAGAAACAAUAAUACGAUUAUUCAUUCCUAUUCCAAAAUUCCAUAGCUCCAUGUCAACUGACCGAAUGAUAAUUAUAACUCGGUAUUUGAUGAUAAAAAAAAAGAUUGCUGGUGAUCACAUAUUUCAACAUCGAUCUUUUCGUCGAAAUGUCAAAAAAUUUCCAGAAAAAAAAGAUACUUCUCCUCAAAAUGGAAUUUUUAGAGAACAUAGAGUAACAUUCUUGACGUGCUCCAACAGAAAGUAUCAUAACAAAUGCAUAGGAGGGAAGACACAGUAUUGCUAUGAAAACUUCAUGAUAGAUUGAAUUACUGAUUUAAUUAUACGCACGUUACAAAUUUUGACUUCCUUCACGUAUGUAAUUGCUCUGUCUUGCGUAACGAAUGUGAAGUAUUUUUGUUUCUCAUAUUAUUGAUAAUCGUGGAACGGGGUCGAGGAAUUGUGACGUUGUUUUGAAGUGCCAACGGAGAACGCUUCGCAAUUGUAAAUAUGUAAUUUAUGUUUAAAUAGGAAAAAAAAGUAUAAUGCUCUUUAUUUAGUUACAACGAGCCCGUUGCAGUUUCGAUUGCUAUUAAUAGAAAGGAAUUAGAGUUUACAACCAUAGUUUAUAAAAAGAUUCCAUUUACACAAAGUAUAACAGGAAAAUCAACAUUAAGUAGUGAUCUUGUUGAAAUAUUUCCAGUGAUUGUUGAGAUAGUCAUAAAUGUAGCAAAAAAUUGCUCUCAGCGAGUGAAAGUAUCACCGAUUCUGCUUUAUAUUGCUAAGUACGUUAUUUUGAAAAUGAAAAUUUGUCACUUGGCAAUGUAUUGAUGUACCUAUUGUUAUUAAUAGACGAUGAUUUUUAUUACACUAUUGUCGUAUUUCCGAAUUAUUUGGUAAAUACAUAGAGAUAUUGAUUAAAAACAAUUCCACAAAUUAGAAUAAAGACCAAUAAUUUUUUAACAUAAACCGAAAUAUAAAUUAACAUACAUAUACAUAUGUACAAAUAUGUAUGCAAAAUAUUCAUUUCAUUGUAUAAGAAAAAGGGAUUUCUGUUUGAAGGCCCCGUUCGCAUGUGCUACAAAUACAACACUGUAAUGAAUAAUGAAUAUCGAUUAAGUAUUAUCGUAGGCUCGAAUUCACCGAAACUUUAAAGUUACUUUAAACUUGAAAUAACCUUUAACAUACGAAACUUGUGCACGUACAUCAAAUACGAGAAUACCAGCUUCAUAACUAAAGUGUAAAGUAACUUUAAAAUUAUUCUGCAACGUAAUUACUAAUUACGGAAUAUUUGCUAUGUUUACGAUUUUUUUUCUUCUUUUUUUUUUUUUCUUUUGAAAAUUUCACUUUUUUAGUGAAAAUCUCACGAUAAAAAUAAUAAAACUGUAUGUUCCUAGAAAAAAAUCACGCAUAACUCGAUUAAGCGAAUAUUUUUAAUGUAUCGAACAUUUGACUAGAAGAAAAUUUUCCGAAUGUAAAGUUUCAUUGAUUUCGAAAAAUUUCACUUUUAAACAUUAUAUAUUUCGAAGUAUAAUUUGUAGAGUAUUAACGAUCUUAUAAAUUGCAAUCUUAUUGAAUAAAUUUUAUUUACUUAUUUCUUCACUUUGAUUUAAUUUGAAUCCAAAAGCAAAAAAAUUUAAAUUUCAAGCAAAUUAAUAUGCUCAUUGCUUAUAUAAAAAUAGAACAACCACAUGAUGCUGCACCUCAUGAUAAAUAUCGAAAUAAUAAAAUCGUAAUACAGAUACACUCGCAAUCGUUACAUCAAGAAAUAUGAAUGAAAAUAUUCACUAACGUUCUAUAAAUCAAAUCACACAAAUGACAUUAAUUUCUAUCACAAUAAAAAGAUUGAAUAAAAAAGUGUAAUCUGUAUUUCCUAAUCGUAGUAGACGAACGCCUGAUGAGUAACAUAUUUAUACAUACAUACAUACAUGUGUAUCAGUCAAUAACUGGUAAAAUAUAAAGCAAUUGCUUAUUUUUUUUAUCGUGACUUUUUGCUCUAUCGUCCUUCCUUUGCAAAUUAUAAAAAGACAAGACCAGAAAAAAAAAGAAACCGCUAAAAAAAAAGAAAUCGACAUUUUGCAAAAACGAAGAUGCAACGAGAUAAAAUGUAGUAUCAGUAAUACAUGUAUGUUCAAUGUAAAUCAGUACCAAUGGAAAACGAAAGUAACAACAGGUACAUCGUAAUAUAUCACCUAAAAAUUCAGAAGACACACUGAAUACAUAAAUUUUUCAUAAAUUAAGUAUAAUAAG